AUGAAUUUAGAAACCUUACUAGACUAAACUCAUCGAAAUACUAGAAGAGGCAUUGUGUUCUAGCACAGUAGAAAGGCCUUUACAAUCAAACCGGAUUCGCCUAAGACUCGAGAAGCAUGCUUAGCCUUGGGUUAUGAUCCAAAUAUAUUUUAAUUCAAGUAUCAGUUGAGCAUUUAUGUAUCAAGACAAUUAGAAGAUUUUGCUGAACCUGGCAUAUCUGAAAAUGUGUAAAAGAUGCGAUUUGAUCACUACAUGAAGAAGACAGAAGGUAAAACUAAAAUAGAUUCUAGGUGCCUUGAAGGAAAUUAGUAAGUUGAGGAAGAUAAUAAUAAAGAAAUAAAAAAAUAUUACUAAUUUGCAUUUAGAAAAGAGUUACCAGAGAGAUGAGGAGUACCUAUUUCAUUUAACAAAAGAUUGGUUAAUGAUUUAAUUGAAACUUACAACAAAAAAAUGAGUAGCAUUGAUAAAGAGGAUAAAGAUGCCUCUUAUUUAUCUUUCGAUGAAGACGAUCCAAUAUUGGUAUUAGAAUAAUAGUUGGAAAAGGAAAUUGCUAAAUAUAAGAAAUCCUUAUAAAUUAAGGCUAAAGAAGUGUAGCAUCAACUGAAUAAUGAAAAAAGAAGAUAAAAACUACAUCAUGAUAUGAUUGAAAGAGAGAAAAAAAUUGAGGAAUUAAAAUUCAAAAUAUCAGUAUAGAAGGCAAAAAAGAAAAAAGAAAUGAAGUAAGCUUCUUAAAAAAAAGUUAAUGAAAUUAAAUAAAAAGAAAGAGAAAAAUAAAUGAAAUUGCUUGAAGACAGAAAAAAAUAAGCAGAAAAAUAAGAAAAGAUGUAAAUUAUUGAAUAAUACUAGACGAAAGAAAUUAGAGUAAGACGAAAUCUCACAUAAGAAAGAGUUGGAAGAUUAAGAGAAAAAGUAUUAAGAAAGAAGAUUGCAAAUACAAUUAAGGAAAAACUUUCAAGAUAAAUAAUAUAAUUAGUAAAUGGCAUAAACUAUGACUUAAAUUCAAUAAAAAUGGGCAGAAACCUCAUUAAAUAAAGAAAAAUAAAUUUGGGAAUCCAAAUUAGAGCGUCUUACUCUUAGAAGUUCUUUGCAUGAAGAAAAGUUAAAACAAUACAAAUUAAGAACUAUGUAAAAGGAAGAAUCCUUGGUUUAGUCUAUUGUUUAAAAAUUAGCAAGCAAAGAAGAAGAUCUUAAAGGUAUUAUUACUCUAUAGCCUAGCCUUAAAAUAAUCAAAGGAGAGAGAAGAACAAAGCAAACUUAAAGAUGAAAAAUUAAGAAGGAAAAAAAUUGAAAAAAGUCUUAAGAAUAUUAAGUCCUAGUAAUUUGAUAGAGUCGAUAGUUUGUAAAAGAAAUUUCAGCUUCUUGAAGAUUACAGUCUGAAAAGAAAAGAAGAAUUAGAUUAUUAGAAAUCAUUAAAACAGGAGAGGAUGAAAUUAAAACAAUAGGAUUUAAUUGAAAAUUAUUAAAGACAAGAAAGAUUAAAGGAUUUACGAUUUAAGUCAUUGAUUAAAUCAUCUCAAUAAUUAAAUGAGCAAAAGUCUUUAGAAAAAGUUUCUAGUGAACUAAUUCGAAAAGCUCAAUAAGAGCUCCAGAGAAAACUAAAAAAAGAUUCUGAAAAUCUUGAUUAAAGUCUUGUAAAUGUAAGCUAAGCUGAUGAAAAAGUGUUAAAGUAAAAAAGCAUAUUUAUUGUAAUAGCUAAAGAGUCAGUCAACUUGAAAAAAGCUUGUCCAAUCUUAAAUAAAGUUCUAAGAUCAUACACUGA
Molecule: messenger RNA, 1759 nt
Organism: Paramecium octaurelia
Lineage: Eukaryota; Ciliophora; Oligohymenophorea; Peniculida; Parameciidae
Source: the annotation of a GenBank genome assembly